Messenger RNA from Misgurnus anguillicaudatus (oriental weatherfish), 36811 nucleotides. NCBI's taxonomy places the organism in Eukaryota, Metazoa, Chordata, Actinopteri, Cypriniformes, Cobitidae. The record is from RefSeq and is a predicted model, not a curated record.
AUGAAACAAAUGAAAACUGAGAUGCAAAGAGAAGCACAUGAGAUUGAAAAGUUAAAACUUGAAACCCAACAUGAAAAGCUAAAGGUGGAGGAAAUGGAGGCUCAACUUCAUCAAGCCAAAGAAGAUCUUGAAAAGAAACUCGCCGAGCAAAGAGAGAAGAAUGAGAUCAUGCUGGCAGACCUGCAGAAAGAAAGAGAGACUUUAGAGGAGAUGAGUGUGAACAUCGCAAGACAAAUACAUGACAUUAAAAACCAAGAAAAACAAAUAAAACUAAAACAGCUUGAGCUGGAUAAGCAACAGACAGAAGUGAAUGACAUUAUGAAGUUAAUGAAGAUUGAGAGAAGCCAACUUGAUAAAGACAAAGAAGAGAUGAAAGAAGAGAAACAGAAAAUGGAGAACAAUCUAAGAGAUGCCUUCAAAACAGAGACUGAUAACUUGGAGCUUCUUAAGCAAGAAUUACAGAAAGAAAGAGAAAUAAUUAAUAAUGACAGAAAACUGCUGAAGAAUGAAAGAGAUGAUGUAGACAAAAGCCGAAAGAGUUUAGCUGAAGACCUAAAAAUGCUAACACUACAGAAACAAGUAUUUGAAGAUGAGAAGGAGAAGUUAGAACAGAUAAAAACUGAGCUGCAAAAAGAAGCUGAUGAGAUUGAGAAACUGAAACUACAGACACAACACGACAGACAAAUGGCGAAGGAAAUCACUACACAACUUCAGAAAGAUAGAGAUGAUAUUGCCAUAAUUACUGAAGAGACAAAGAGAAAGAAUGAGAUUCUGAAUGAAAUCCAAUUUGCAAAUGAGUCUGCAAUGGAAGAUCUACAAAGAGAUAAAACCUCUCUAGAGCAAAUGAGAGUAAACCUCUCCCAACAAAUAGAUGAGAUUGAAAAUGAAAAAGAAAAUAUAAGAAUCAGAAAAGAUGAACUAGACAAACUGCAAGCAGAAAUUUAUGAUCAACAAAGAGAAAUGGAAAACCUCAAACAAGUCUUCACUACUGACCAGCAACAGCUAAAGAAAGAUAUGGAUGAUCUACAAGAAAUGAGAGUCAACAUUGACAAAGAUUUGGAGAUACUUAAACUAGAGAAAGAUAUUUUUGAGAAUGAGAAGGAAGUGAUGGAGCAAACAAAAACUGUGAUGCAAAGAGAAGCACAUAAGAUCGAAAAGUUAAAACUUGAAACACAACAAGAGAGGCUAAAGGUGGAGGAAAUGGAAGCUCGACUUCAUCAAGAGAGAGAACAUAUCAGUAAUCUUGUAGAAGGAACUCAGAGGCAACAUAAGGUUUUGGGCGAAAUGAAGGCUAAUAUUGAGGAGAAAUUAAAACUGAUUCAAUCAGAUAAAGACAAGAUUAAGAAAGAAAAACAUGAUCUGGAGGAAACUAAAAAAGAAAUUACAAGAGCCAAAGAAGACCUUGAAAAGCAACUUGUCGAGCAAAAAGAGAAGAAUGAGAUCACGCUGACAAACCUGCAGAAAGAAAGAGAGACUUUAGAGGAGAUGAGUGUGAACAUCACAGGACACAUGCAUGACAUUAAAAAUCAAGAGGAACAAAUAAAACUAAAACAGCUUGAGCUGGAUAAGCAACAGACAGAAGUGAAUGGCAUUAUGGAGUUAAUGAAGAUUGAGAGAAGCCAACUAGAUAAAGACAAAGAAGAGCUGAAAGAAGAGAAACAGAAAAUGGAGAACAAUCUGAGAGAUGCCUUCAAAACAGAGACCGAUAACUUGGAGCAUCUUAAGCAAGAAUUACAGAAAGAAAGAGAAAUAAUUACUAAUGACAGAAAACUGCUGAAGAAUGAAAGAGAUGAUGUAGACCAAAGACGAAAGAGUUUAGCUGAAGACCUAAAAAUGCUAACACUACAGAAACAAGUAUUUGAAGAUGAGAAGGAGAAGUUAGAACAGAUGAAAACUGAGCUGCAAAAAGAAAUGGAUGAUGUGAGAAAUCUAAAAGAAGAAACACAAAAUAAAAGAAGUAACUUGGAAAAGAUGGCUGCACAACUUCAGAAAGAUCGAGCUGAUAUUGCCAUACUUACUGAAGAGACAAAGAGAAAGAAUGAGAUUCUGAAUGAAAUGCAAGUUGCAAAUGAGUCUGCAAUGGAAGAUCUACAAAGAGAUAAAACCUCUCUAGAGCAAAUGAGAGAAAACAUCUCCCAACAAAUAGAUGAGAUUGAAAAUGAAAAAGAAAAUAUAAGAAUCAGAAAAGAUGAACUAGACAAAUUGCAAGCAGAAAUUUAUGAUCAACAAAGAGAAAUGGAAAACCUCAAACAAAUCUUCGCUACUGACCAGCAACAGCUAAAGAAAAAUAUGGAGGAUCUACAAGAAAAGAGAGUCAACAUUGACAAAGAUUUGGAAAGAUUUAAACUAGAGAAAGAUAUUUUUGAAAAUGAGAAGGAAGAGAUGAAACAAAUGAAAACUGAGAUGCUAAGAGAAGCACAUGAGAUUGAAAAGUUAAAACUUGAAGUCCAACAUGAAAGGCUAAAGGUGCAGGAAAUGGAGGCUCGACUUCAUCAAGAGAGAGAAGAUAUCAGUAAUCUUGCAGAGGAAACUCAGAAGAAAUGUAAGGUUUUGGAUGAAAUUAAUGCGAAUGUUGAGGAGAAAUUAAAAUUUAUUCAAUCAGAUAAAGACAUGAUUGAGAAAGAAAAACAUGAUCUGGAGGAAACUAAAAAAGAAAUUACAAGAGCCAAAGAAGACCUUGAAAAGCAACUUGCCGAGCAAAAAGAGAAGAAUGAGAUCAUGCUGGCAGACCUGCAGAAGGAAAGAGAAAUAAUUAAUAAUGACAGAAAACUCCUGAAGAAUGAAAGAGAUGAUGUAGACCAAAGCCGAAAGAGUUUAGCUGAAGACCUAAAAAUGCUAACACUACAGAAACAAGUAUUUGAAGAUGAGAAGGAGAAGUUAGAACAGAUGACAACUAAGCUGCAUAGAGAAGCUGAUGAGAUUCAGAAACUGAAACUAAAGACACAACAUGAGAAAGAAAUGGUGAAGGAAAUCACUACACAACUUCAGAAAGAUAGAGAUGAUAUUGCCAUACUUACUGAAGAGACAAAGAGAAAGAAUGAAAUUCUGAAUGAAAUGCAAGUUGCAAAUGAGUCUGCAAUGGAAGAUCUACAAAGAGAUAAAACCUCUCUAGAGCAAAUUAAACUAAACAUCUCCCAACAAAUAGAGGAUAUUGAAAAUGAAAAAGAAAAUAUAAGAAUCAGAAAAGAUGAACUGGACAAAUUGCAAGCAGAAAUUUAUAAUCAACAAAGUGAAAUGGAAAACCUCAAACAAAUCUUCACUACUGACCAACAACAGCUAAAGAAAAAUAUGGAAGAUCUACAAGAAAAGAGAGUCAAGAUUGACAAAGAUUUGGAGAGACUUAAACUAGAGAAAGAUAUUUUUGAGAAUGAGAAGGAAGUGAUUGAACAAACGAAAACUGAGAUGCUAAGAGAAGCACAUGAGAUUGAAAAGUUAAAACUUGAAACCCAACAUGAGAGGCUAAAGGUGGAGGAAAUGGCAGCUCGACUUCAACAUGAAAGAGAAGAUAUCAGUAAUCUUGCAGAGGAAACUCAGAAGAAAUGUAAGGUUUUGGAUGAAAUGAAUGCAAAUGUUGAGGAGAAAUUAAAAUCAAUUCAAUCAGAUAAAGACAUGAUUGAGAAAGAAAAACAUGAUCUGGAGAAAACUAAAAAAGAAAUUACAAGAGCCAAAGAAGACCUUGAAAAGCAACUUGUCGAGCAAAAAGAGAAGAAUGAGAUCACGCUGACAAACCUGCAGAAAGAAAGAGAGACUUUAGAGGAGAUGAGUGUGAACAUCACAGGACACAUGCAUGACAUUAAAAAUCAAGAGGAACAAAUGAAACUAAAACAGCUUGAGCUGGAAAAGAAACAGACAGAAGUGAAUGGCAUUAUGGAGUUAAUGAGGAUUGAGAGAAGCCGACUAGAUAAAGACAAAGAAGAGCUGAAAGAAGAGAAACAGAAAAUGGAGAACAAUCUGAGAGAUGCCAUCAAAACAGAGAAUGAGAACUUGGAGCUUCUUAAGCAAGAAUUACAUAAAGAAAGAGAAAUAAUUAAUAAUGACAGAAAACUGCUGAAGAACGAAAGAGAUGAUGUAGACAAAAGCCGGAAGAGUUUAGCUGAAGACCUAAAAAUGCUAACACUACAGAAACAAGUAUUUGAAGAUGAGAAGGAGAAGUUAGAACAGAUGAAAACUGAGCUGCAAAAAGAAGCUGAUGAGAUUGAAAAACUGAAAUUAAGGACACAACAUGAGAAAGAAAUGGUGAAGGAAAUCACUACACAACUUCAGAAAGAUCGAGCUGAUAUUGCCAUACUUACUGAAGAGACAAAGAGAAAGAAUGAGUUUCUGAAUGAAAUGCAAGUUGCAAAUGAGUCUGCAAUGGAAGAUCUACAAAGAGAUAAAACCUCUCUAGAGCAAAUGAGAGUGAACAUUUCCCAACAAAUAGAUGAGAUUGAAAAUGAAAAAGAAAAUAUAAGAAUCAGAAAAGAUGAACUGGACAAAUUGCAAGCAGAAAUUUAUGAUCAACAAAGAGAAAUGGAAAACCUCAAACAAAUCUUCGCUACUGACCAGCAACAGCUAAAGAAAAAUAUGGAGGAUCUACAAGAAAAGAGAGUCAACAUUGACAAAGAUUUGGAAAGAUUUAAACUAGAGAAAGAUAUUUUUGAAAAUGAGAAGGAAGAGAUGAAACAAAUGAAAACUGAGAUGCAAAGAGAAGCACAUGAGAUUGAAAAGUUAAAACUUGAAACCCAACAUGAAAGGCUAAAGGUGGAGGAAAUGGAGGCUCUGCUUUGUCAAGCCAAAGAAGACCUUGAAAAGCAACUUGCUGAGCAAAAAGAGAAGAAUGAGAUCACUCUGGCAAACCUGCAGAAAGAAAGAGAGACUUUAGAGGAGAUGAGUGUGAACAUCACAAGACAAAUACAUGACAUUAAAAAUCAAGAGGAACAAAUAAAACUAAAACAGCUUGAGCUGGAUAAGCAACAGACAGAAGUGAAUGACAUUAUGAAGUUAAUGAAGAUUGAGAGAAGCCAACUUGAUAAAGACAAAGAAGAGAUGAAAGAAGAGAAACAGAAAAUGGAGAACAAUCUGAGAGAUGCCCUCAAAACAGAGACCGAUAACUUGGAGCAUCUUAAGCAAGAAUUACAGAAAGAAAGAGAAAUAAUUAAGAAUGACAGAAAACUGCUGAAGAAUGAAAGAGAUGAUGUAGACCAAAGACGAAAGAGUUUAGCUGAAGACCUAAAAAUGCUAACACUACAGAAACAAGUAUUUGAAGAUGAGAAGGAGAAGUUAGAACAGAUGAAAACUGAGCUGCAAAAAGAAAUGGAUGAUGUGAGAAAUCUAAAAGAAGAAACACAAAAUAAAAGAAGUAACUUGGAAAAGAUGGCUGCACAACUUCAGAAAGAUAGAGAUGAUAUUGCCAUACUUACUGAAGAGACAAAGAGAAAGAAUGAGAUUCUGAAUGAAAUGCAAGUUGCAAAUGAGUCUGCAAUGAAAGAUCUACAAAGAGAUAAAACCUCUCUAGAGCAAAUUAAGCUAAACAUCUCACCCCAAAUAGAGGAUAUUGAAAAUGAAAAAGAAAAUAUAAGAAUCAGAAAAGAUGAACUGGACAAAUUGCAAGCAGAGAUUUAUGAUCAACAAAGAGAAAUGGAAAACCUCAAACAAAUCUUCACUACUGACCAACAACAGCUGAAGAAACAUCAGGAAGAUCUACAAGAAAAGAGAGUCAAGAUUGACAAAGAUUUGGAGAGACUUAAACUAGAGAAAGAUAUUUUUGAGAAUGAGAAGGAAGUGAUUGAACAAACGAAAACUGAGAUGCUAAGAGAAGCACAUGAGAUUGAAAAGUUAAAACUUGAAGUCCAACAUGAGAGGCUAAAGGUGGAGGAAAUGGCAGCUCGACUUCAACAUGAAAGAGAAGAUAUCAGUAAUCUUGCAGAGGAAACUCAGAAGAAAUAUAAGGUUUUGGAUGAAAUGAAUGCAAAUGUUGAGGAGAAAUUAAAAUCAAUUCAAUCAGAUAAAGACAUGAUUGAGAAAGAAAAACAUGAUCUGGAGGAAACUAAAAAAGAAAUUACAAGAGCCAAAGAAGACCAUGAAAAGCAACUUGCCGAGCAAAAAGAGAAGAAUGAGAUCACGCUGACAAACCUGCAGAAAGAAAGAGAGACUUUAGAGGAGAUGAGUGUGAACAUCACAGGACACAUGCAUGACAUUAAAAAUCAAGAGGAACAAAUAAAACUAAAACAGCUUGAGCUGGAUAAGCAACAGACAGAAGUGAAUGGCAUUAUGGAGUUAAUGAAGAUUGAGAGAAGCCGACUAGAUAAAGACAAAGAAGAGCUCAAAGAAGAGAAACAGAAAAUGGAGAACAAUCUGAGAGAUGCCUUCAAAACAGAGACUGAGAACUUGGAGCUUCUUAAGCAAGAAUUACAGAAAGAAAGAGAAAUAAUUAAGAAUGACAGAAAACUGCUGAAGAAUGAAAGAGAUGAUGUAGACCAAAGACGAAAGAGUUUAGCUGAAGACCUAAAAAUGCUAACACUACAGAAACAAGUAUUUGAAGAUGAGAAGGAGAAGUUAGAACAGAUGAAAACUGAGCUGCAAAAAGAAAUGGAUGAUGUGAGAAAUCUAAAAGAAGAAACACAAAAUAAAAGAAGUAACUUGGAAAAGAUGGCUACACAACUUCAGAAAGAUCGAGCUGAUAUUGCCAUACUUACUGAAGAGACAAAGAGAAAGAAUGAGAUUCUGAAUGAAAUGCAAGUUGCAAAUGAGUCUGCAAUGGAAGAUCUACAAAGAGAUAAAACCUCUCUAGAGCAAAUGAGAGAAAACAUCUCCCAACAAAUAGAUGAGAUUGAAAAUGAAAAAGAAAAUGUAAGACUCAGAAAAGAUGAACUAGACAAAUUGCAAGCAGAGAUUUAUGAUCAACAAAGAGAAAUGGAAAACCUCAAACAAAUCUUCACUACUGACCAGCAACAGCUAAACAAAAAAAUGGAGAAUCUACAAGAAAAAAGAGUCAACAUAGACAAAGAUUUGGAGAGACUUGAACUACAGAGAGAAGCUUUUCAGAAUGAGAAGGAAGUGAUGGAACAAAUGAAAACUAAGAUGCUAAGAGAAGCACAUGAGAUUGAAAAGUUACAACUUGAAACACAACACGAGAUGCUAAAGGUGGAGGAAAUGGCAGCUCGACUUCAUCAAGCCAAAGAAGACCUUGAAAAGAAACUCGCUGAGCAAAAAGAGAAGAAUGAGGUCACGCUGGCAGACCUGCAAAAAGAAAGAGAGACUUUAGAGAAGAUGAGUGUGAACAUCACAAGAGAAAUGCAUGACAUUAAAUAUCAAGAGGAACAAAUAAAACUCAAAGAAAAUGAACUUGAACAACUGCAAGCUGAAAUUCUGAAUCAGCAAAGAGAAAUAGAUCAUGACAAAGCCAUUAUGAUAAAAGAAAGAAGUCAGUUUGAUCUAAGACAGCUUGAGCUAGAUAAGCAACAGACAGAAGUGAAUGACAUUAUGGAGUUAAUGAGGAUUGAGAGAAGCCGACUAGAUAAAGACAAAGAAGAGCUGAAAGAAGAGAAACAUAAAAUGGAGAACAAUCUGAGAGAUGCCCUCAAAACAGAGACUGAUAACUUGGAGCUUCUUAAGCAAGAAUUACAGAAAGAAAGAGAAAUAAUUAAUAAUGACAGAAAACUGCUGAAGAAUGAAAGAGAUGAUGUAGACCAAAACCGAAAGAGUUUAGCUGAAGAGUUGGGGGUGAUAACACUUCAAACAAGAAUGUUUAAAGAUCAGGAGAACAAAUUAAAACUGGUGGAGUUAGAUCUACAAAGAAAAGCAAAUGAUGUAGAAAAGCUUAAAGAAGAAACAUACAAUGAAAGACAAAACUUGGAAAAAAUGGCUGCAAAACUUCAGAAAGAAAAACAGGACAUGGUAGAUGAACUUAGGAUGAAGACUGAACAUGUGGAUCUCCUCAUGAAAAAUGUAUUAACUCAAAAGGAAUCGGUAGAAAAAGACAGGCAGAUGUUGGCAAGAGAUGUGGAAGAUGUACAACAAAAAAGAGCUCAAGCAGAGAGAUACUUAGAAAGUCUCAAACUUGACAGAAAAGCUUUUGAGAAUGAGAAAAUAGUGAUGGAAGAGACAAAAACAGAGAUGCAAAGAGAAGCACAUGAGAUUGAAAUAUUAAAACUAGAGACACAACAUGAAAGACAGAGGUUGGAGGAAGUCACAGCUCAACUUCAAAAAGAGAGAGAAGAUAUCAACAAUCUUAUUGAGGAAACAAAACAGAAGAGAGACGAUCUGGAUGACAUCUAUACUGAAAUACAAAGGCAGCAACAAGCAACUGAGAGUGAUAAAGAUUUACUACGUAAGGAAAAGUCUGAUCUGGAGUACAAGAAAGCUGAGAUAUUUCAAGCUAAGAAAGAACUUGAAAAACAGCAUGCUGAACAACAGGCACAAAAUGAGAUCACGCUAAGGGAGAUACAGAGAGACAAAAACAUUCUUGAGCACAUGAGAGAGGAAAUAUCAAGAGAAAGAAUGAACAUUGACAAUGAAAGAGAAGAGUUAAGAAUGAAAAAGGAUGAACCUCAGAAAAUGAGAGCCAUGAUGGAGCAAACGCAAAAGUCUGAUUUUCAUUUGAAAGAUGCAUUAAGCCAGGACACCGAAAGCCGAAAGCUAAGCUCACCCCAUCGCAAAUAUGACUUGCCUGAAGAAGAGAAGCAAUUCAUGGAAGAUGAGAGGAACAUGUUGGAACAGAUGAGAGCUACAGUAAAACGAGAAGUUGAUCACAUUGAACAGCAAAAGCAGGACAUCCAGAACGAAAAACAGGUGCUAGAAGAAAUGAAAGCUCAACUUCAAGAAGAGAGGAGGAUCAUUGAGCGUCUCAGCGAGGAGAUAAAUGUUCAGCAAUACAAUCAACAAAGACAAGCGGCUGAGCAUGAAAUUGAGAAGGCUGAUCUUGAAAAAAACAGAACAGAAAUUGCUAAAGCACUUGAAUGUCUUGCAGAAGAAAGAGAAAAGAACGAGAAGACAAUGGCAGAGAUGCAGACGCAAAAGGACACUCUUGAGGAAAUGAGGGUGAACAUCUCAAGACAAAUGGAGACUAUUAUGAAUGAGAACGAAACCCUGUCACGCAGAGAAAGUGAACUUGCACAAAUGCAGAAAGAUGUCCUAAAACAACAGGAGGACAUGGAUGAACUGAAGAACACUGUUAUGAUGGAGAUGGAUCAGCUUGACCAAAGACAGACUGACCUAGAUCACUUACAAAGAGAAGUCGAUGAGCUCAUGGAAUUCACAAAGACAGAAAUGACCAACACAGAAAAAGAAAGAGUUGAACUGAUGGCACAGAAAAUAGAUUUUGAAAAUGACAUGGCCAUUCUAGAAACAAUGAAGGAGAAUAACGACCAACUGAAAAUAAAGUUACUUGAGGAAAAACAUCUUAUUGAUAAAAACAGAGAUCUGCUGACAAGAGAUUUGGAUAAUAUGGAGACACAGAAAGCAGAUAUAGAAAGAGAAUUAGAGAAUGUUAAAACCGAGAAACAAAUAAUGGAAAAUGAGAAGAAGGAGCUGCGGAAGAUGAAAACUGAACUUCAAAGACAAACUGAAGAUCUUGAGAAACUAAUUGAAGAGACAACAAACGAAAGACAGCAGCUAAAUGAGAUGGCAGCUCAACUUAAAAAACAAAGAGAUGAAAUUAGUCCUCUUGAAGAGAUCAUAGCAAGACAAGAGCUCCCAGGUGAGAUAGAGAAACAAUGGAAAGCAAUUCAGUCUGAAAAAGACCUGCUUCAAGAAGAAAGAUCUGAGCUGGAGAAAACUAAGAAAGAGAUAUGUGAAGCCAGUGAAGAUUUAGAUAAAAGAGAAACAGAUAUACUGAAAGAGAAAGACAUUCUUGAGCAGAUGAAUAAAGACAACUCGAGACAAAUAGCUUAUAUAGAAAAUGAGCUUGAAAAUAUAAGAUGCAAACAAAAUGAACUACAUCGAGUAACAGUGGAACUUGAAAAUCAACGAAAGGAAAUUGAUGACACAAAAAUAAUACAGGAAAGAAUUAAUAUGGGCCAUCUGGAACAAAAAAGAGCUGAGCUCGAAAAAGAUUUAGAAAACUUCAGGAUUCAGAAAGAAGCUUUUGAGAAUGAGACAGAAAGACAGAAACAAGCCACUGCUGCUGACAAAGAGAUGAUUACAAAAGAAAUAAUAGAUCUGGAGAAAACCAAAGAUGAAUUUAAAAGACAUUGCAUGAUCCAACGGGCAGAGUUUCAGAAAGAAAGAGAUUAUCUAGAUCAAAUGAAUAUGGAGAUCUUAAGGCAAAAGCAUGAUCUUGAGAAAGAAAAAGAUGAGCUGUCUGAGCAGCGACGGCAGAUGGAGAUCAAUUUGAGGACAACAUUAAAGGAAGACAUGGAAAAUGUGAAGCAACUUAGGAAAGAGGUUCAGAAUGAGAAGGAAAUGAUUGAGAAAAGCAGAAAGCAGCUGGAACAAGACAUAUAUUAUAUUGAACAAGAGAAAUCUAAUCUGGAUAAAGAGCUAGAAGGGAUAAAAAUCCAACAACAGAAUAUGCAAGAUGAAAGGGAUCAACUACAGCAAAUAAAAGCUGACCUCCAAAGGAAAACUGAUGAUAUAGACUCUCUACAAGACAUAUUGACUGCGAGAGAGAAAAAUGAAAUUAAAAGAAAGUCUGAAGAGAGCAAAAUGAUUGCAGAUCUUGAUGAAGCAAACACUAAAAUACAACAACAAAAAUUAGAUUUGGAAACUUAUACCAGAGAGCUAGAAAAAUCUAGGCUUGAACUAGAAGCAUCAAGGGCUGAGAUAGAAAGGGUCAGCGAUAGCGUUGCACAACAGGUGGAGGAGCAUUUACAGAAAGAAAAAGACAAUACUGAAGAUUUCAGAAAGAGUCUGCUUAAACAAGAAGGCGCCAUCGAAAAGGAGAAGACAGAAUUAAGAUCAAGACUUAUUGAGCUACAACUUCUACAGGCAGAAAUACAGAAAGAGAAAGAAGAGAUGGAAAAGCUAAGAUAUCGAGAAUUUCAAGAAGAGAGAAGGAAACUACAGAUGCAAGCAGAGGAAUGGAGUCAAAAAAUGGACAAGUUGCAGAAAGACAUGGACAAAAUCAAGUCCCAAAAAGCUGAAUUAGCAAAAGAAAGCGAAGCAAAUGAUGAAAAGUCGAAAGAGAUUAAGAGAGAAAUGGCUAAAUACGAGGACAUUAAAACAAAUAUUCUAACCCAAAAAGAGGAGCUUGAGACUACAAGGCAGUCAGAGAUUGAAAAACUCAAUGACAUGAAAGCUAAAAUACUGAAAGAGAAAGAGGAAUUAGAUGAUAAGUUGCACAAGACUAAACGUGAGAUGGGAGAAUUAAACCUUCUUAGGGAUGAAACUGAAGCCAAGAAGAAAGAUCUUGAUCAAAGAAUGAAACAGAUGGCAAGGAAAAGAGAUGAAAUGGAGAAAAUGAAGGCUGAAAUAGAAAGUGCAAAUGAGAAACUAGAAAUGGAGAGGGUUAUGUUAAGUGUAGAGUGGGAUGAGGUAGAACGUACAAAAGCUGAGAUUCAAAGAGCAAGAGAAGAGAUCCAGUCCCAUGUGGAAGCAAGAGGGGAAGAUCUGGGGAAGAAAGAACAGACGAAUACAGAGUUACAGAAGCUUAUGCAAGAUUUCCAAAAGACAAAACAUGAUCCGGAACAAAGAAUGGAGAGAGAUGCUGAUGUUGCAGUAGAUGUAAAAGAAAAGCAAGAAAUAAUUGCUUACAUGCAGAGGCUUAUCCAGGAAAUUGAGGAUGUUAGAGAGGAUCUGAGAAGAAUGAAAGAUGAAGUCAGAGCCACUAGAGAAGAGAGGCUCAAACUGGAGAACAUGAAGUUGGAGGCUGAAGCUAUGAAAAAGAAAAUGAAAGACACUUAUGACCAGCAGAAAAAUGAAAUAGAACAGCAGAUGGAGAGAAGUAAAGACUUGUUAAGUAGAGAAAGAAGUGAUCUUGAACAAAACAGGGCUGCUUUAGAAAGACAAAAACAAGAAAUGACAUUGGAGAAACAAAAACUCCACGAUGAAAAUGAGCUGCUGGAGAAAGCAAAGGCUGACAUAAAGAAAAAAUCAGAGAUUCUGGAUAGCCUUCUUGAAGAGGCAACAAGAGAGAAAGCAGAAGCAGUAGGAAAGAGCAUGGCAACACCAUGGAUGGAUGACCAACAAGAUGUUACUACUGAGAAGAACAAACUCACAGAGAUGAAGGCGGAGUUGCUUCAACAGCAGGCAGAACUUGAGAAGAGCAAAUCAGAUAUAAAACGUCAAAGGAACGAGUUAGACGAAAUUAAGUCUGACAUUUCUCCUUUGGGAGAGGCAGAGCUGAUCAAAAUACAGAGACAGAAAGAAGAACUUGAAAAAGUGGUUCAAAAAUUGACACAUGAGAAGGGAGAACUGGAAGUCCUUAAGUCUGAGAUGGUCCUAGAAAAGAGGAGUCUGGAUCAGAAGAUGAGACAAGUAAUAAGAAAAAGGGAUGAGAUGGAUAGAAUUAAGACUGAGAUAGAAAAGGCCAGAGAGGAGAUUAACAGAGAGAGGCAAAAUCUGGAACUAUUAAGAGACAAUGUUCAAAGUGCAAGAGAGGAUUUUGAACUCUUGGUGGAGAAAACUUCAAAUGUAGAAGAUGAGGAAAGUACAAACGCUGAUAUCCAAAGAUUGAUUUUAGAGGUUAUGAAAAUCAGGGAGAUGGUGCGGUCUCUGAAAGUUGACAUGGAGAGCAGAAUGAAGGAAAGUAAGACAGAGAUGGAAGAAAAGGAAAAAUUGAAAUUUGAAAUGCAGAGGCUAAUUCAAGAUAUUGGACAAAUACGGGAAAAUCUCGGAAGCCUUAAAGAAGAGAUAGAAACCACCAGAAGGGACAAAAAUGAAGUGGAGAAGUUAAGGGUGGAGCUUAUAAAGAAGAAACAAGAUGAAGAGAAGGUUAAGGAAAUGCUGCAGAAAGAAAGAAAAGAACUGGAACAGCUUAAAUAUGAGAUAAACCAAGAAAAGGAAUUUGUAGAGACAAAGAAAGAGCUGGUUAAGGUAGAAAUGACCAAAGAGAAAAUGUUUAAGGACCCAGAAGAAGUACCCGUAGCUGUUAAGAAGCCAAAAGAAGAACUCCAAAGGGUCACUGAGGAACUAUUGAGGAAAAUCAUGGAUCUCGAACAGGUGGGGAAAGAUAUACUCAACCAAAAGCAAAUCAUGGAAGAAAUAAAAUUACACCUUGAACAGAAAAAGACUGAACUAGAAGCAGUCACGUCUGAAAUAAAUAGAAGAGAGCAGAUACUAAAGGAACAGUCAAAUGAGUUAAAUGAUAAAGAUCAAACAUUACAGAUAAAGAAAGAGAUUCUGGAGAAAAUGAAUAUGGAGAUAGUAAGUAAGAGGCAAGACAUAGAAAAAGAGAAGAAUCACGCAAGGCAAGAGUUUGAAAUCCAUAGAGGUGAAUUACAAAGACAAAGAGAUGAAGUUGAAUCUUUAAAACAAGCUUUGAUAAUAGAGAAGGAUAGGUUAAAAGCUGAAAUCAAUCAACAAAGGCUUGAGAUGAGUGAUGCCAUAAAAGCCAAUGAGACAGAACGUGAAAAACUAGAAAAGAUGAGGUCUGUACUAGAAAACCAAAGGGGUGAACUUGAAGCAAGCAUCCAAAAUGUCACAGAAGUAGAGGGGAAACUGGAAGAGAUGAGGAGUGAACUAAAGAAAGAAAAUGAAGAUGUAAAAGAAAUAAAACGGAUGGUCAGCAAAGACAGAUAUCUGAUUGAACAAGAGAAAAAUAUUAUCAGAGAACAAACACAAGAGCUAGACAUCAUAAAGCAAAGCAUUGAUAAAGAAAGAACUGAGCUAGAAGAUGCCCAUGCCGAGCUUCAGAAGAAAUCAGAUGCCAUUGACAGCACCAUACAGGAAGCAAAGAAUGAGAAGGACAGAUUAACAGACCUCAGUCUUACUCUUCAAGCUCAAAGAGAAAAUAUACAGAAGACAGUUACAGAAAUGGAGAAUAGGAAGAAAGAUCUUGGUCAAAUGAGUGCGAAACUACAAGAUGACAAGGAUACUUAUGAAAGAAAUAAGACUGAUCUGCAGCUGAAGAAAGAAGAGUUAGUGAGAGAAAUUGAUGACCUGGAAAGAAACAAACAGCAACAAAGAGAAAAGGAAGAGGUGGCAAGACAAGAGAUUCAAAAUCAAAGAGAGGCUCUAGAACACAUGAGGGUGGAUAUUCAGAAAGAAAGAGAAAAAGUUGACAAAGAGAAGGAACAGUCAAAUUUAGAAAGGCAAAAAAUGGCCAAACUUCGAGCAGAAUUACAAGAAAAGGAAAAUGAGCUUGACAACAGAAUGCAAACGCUCAAGAAUGAGAAACAACAGCUGAAACAGACUCAGGAUGAUUUUUGUGAAAUGGAGAGAGAUACUAAAAUUAAACUGGAAGUAAAGGAAGCUGAAAUUAAAGAGCAGGGACAACGAAUUAUGGAAAUGGGUGAAGCACUGAAUGAAGAAAGAAACGAAUAUAGAAAGCUGACUGAACAGUUACGGAACGAAAAAGAGCAGAUUGACUUGAGCAAAAAGUGGAUUGAUCAGGAAAAGAAAAACAUUGAAAACACCAAAAAUUAUUUGGAAAAGCAACUUCAAAUACUUAGACAUGAACAGCAGAAUGUAAAAGAAGAGAAGGAAAUGCUAGAACAAGUCAGGACAGAAUCCAAGGAGAUCCAGAAUAUGAUAAGAAAAGAGAGAGAAGAUCAGGAGAAAUGUUGGUUCGAGAUUGAAGGGGAAAAGCAAAGAACGGCAGAAGAAGCAAGACUAUUAGAGCGAAAGAAGGAAGAAACUGACAGACUGCAUAAAGACCUUGAAACCAGAAAAUAUCAGAUUGACAAAGAAACAGAAGAACUGUUGCGAAUGAGGGUGGAACUGGAUGGAAAGAAAGAAGAAGUGGAAAAAAAUUACCAAAGCAUUCAAGUUGCCAAUGAAGAACUUAUAAAGGCUAAAGCUGAGGUAAAGGUGGAGACUGAGAAAAUGAAGGACAUAAAAGAUGCUAACCUAAUGGAGAAGAAACAUAUUGAAGAAAUGAAUGCACAACUCCAAAAAGAGAAAGAAAAAAUUGAACUAAUGAUGAGAGAGGUAAAAAGACAAAUGCAAGAAACUGAUAAAACAAAAAUCAUGUUUGAGAAGGAAAAGAGUGAGAUGGAAAACAUAAAAAUGGAAAUUGAGAGGGAAAAGAAAGACCUGGAAAAACAAAGAAUUUACCAAGAAGAGCUUGAUUUAGAAAGGAAGAGUGAGAUACAAAAAGAAAGACUGGUCCUUGAGCAGAUGAAGGGUGAACUUCAUACAGAAAAAGAAACAACAGAAAAAGAAAAGAAUAACUUAAACACAAUAAUGCAGCAAAUAGAACUUUUAAGGGCAGAGCUAAAAAACGAGCAAGAUGAAAAUGAAAAUAUAAAGAAAAACUUAUUUAUGAAGAAAUUGAAUCUUGAGAAACAGCAGGUUGAUGUACUUAACCAGCAGCAAGAAAACAAUAAAGAAAGAGACCUUAUGGAAAAAACAAGAUUGAAAUUGAAGAGCAAAAACAAGAGCUUGCUAAUUUGGCACAAGACUUGCAGAAAGCCAAAGAAGAAAUUGACACCAUCAAACACAGACAAGAAGAAUGCUCUUGAGGUAAAGGAGAUAGACAUACAGACCAAAGAAGAGGAAGUAAAUAAACUUCUGCAGGAAACAGAAAGGAAAAAUAUGGAAGUAGAUGGAAUCACUGCUCAGCUUCAGAUUAAACAAAAACAUUUAGAUAAUCUUCUUGAUGAAACCAACAGGAAACAGAGAGACCUUGAACAAAUACAGAUUGAAAUAGAAUUGCAAAAACAAAAACAUGAUGCUGAUUACAAAUUGCUUGAGAAGAUCCGCAAUGAAAUUAAAAACGAAGAGGAAGAAAUGAAGCAGAAGAAAAAUGAUCUGCAGACCUGGAUUACACAACAUAAAGAUGAAGUUCAAGUCCAAUUAGAUCAAUUCGAGAAAGAGAGACAAAGUCUACAAAAUAUGAAGGGAGAGCUCAUUACACAGAAAGAACUUGUGGAAAAAGAGAAAAAAGAUUUGACACUUCAAAGGGAUGAACUGGAUCUCAUUAAAGCUGAAAUAACAAGGAAACAGGAUGAAAUGGAGAAUACAAGGCAAACAAUUAUUAUUGAGAAAGCUGAACUGCAGCUGAAAGAGGCUGAUAUUACACAGCUACAGCAAAGAAUAGAUCACAAUUUAAGAGAAACACAUGAAGAGAGAAGUGAAAUAAAUAAGAUGAGGAGGGAACUUGAGGAUGAAAAAUAUGAAAUCGAUAAAAAAAAGAAAAUGACAAAUGCAUUAACAAGAGAGUUAGAGCUCAUGAAAGCAGAGUUGGAGGAAAAACAGCAAAAGAUCCAAACUGAAAUCAAGAGGGAGAGAGAGACACUUGAGAAGAAGCAGUCCCACUUAAAGCUAAUGAAGGAACAGUGUGACAUUACAAUGGAGGAGGCAAACAGGAAGAGGAAUGAGCUGGAAAAGACUGCCAUUGACAUGGCAGAGCAAAAUCAAAAGAUUGAGACCAAAAAAGACCUUCUAGAAAAAGAAAGAAAGGAUGUUGAAAGAGAAAGAUUGGAAUUACAAAGAAGAGCAGAAGACAUAGAGCUGCAAAAGACAUAUCUGAAAGAAAAGCAAGAAAUAGAUAGAACAGCGAUCAAGGAGGAGAAGAAGUUUCUUGAACAAAAGGGUACUGACAUAUUGAAAGAGAGAGGAGAAAUUGAUAAGCAAAAAGAAGAAGUGACGAAAAAGUGGAAAGAGCUGCACAUUCUUCAGCAGGAAAUACAGAAACAAAAAGAUGAAAUGGACGAAAUCAAAUAUGAGAUACAGACUGAAAAGACAAAAGUAAAUCAGCAGCAGCAAAGACUGAAUGAGAGUAUAACAGCCAUAAAUAAGGAGAGGAGUGAUAUGGAUAAGAUGAAGACCGAAUUUGAAACACGCAGACAGCAAGAGGAAAUUAGACUAAAAGAAGAGAUCGAGAAAUUUGAUCAGAGCAAAGAAACAGUACAGAAGUUAAUGGAUGAAGUGAAAGAGCAGAAAAAAUAUAUAAAACUACAGCAAGAAGAAACUGAACUUGAAAGACAAAAUAUCACCAAUGAGAAAGAUCUUCUGGCUCAAAGAAAGACUGAACUGCAAAAAGACAGUGAACAAAUCAGGACAGAGAGAGAAACAAUGAAAGAAAUGGAAGCAGAUCUACAAAAAGACAAAGAGGAAAUUGAGAGUGUCGUUGAAGAAACAAGAAGACGAAAAGAAGAUUUAGAAAAGGUGACCACAGACAUAAAUGAACAAAAAAAGGAGUUGAUGAAUAGCAGAGAGCUUCUAGAAAGAGAGAGAAAAGAAAUAAAUGAUAAAUGGACAGAGUUACAGCAGAGAACUGAUGAAUUUGAGACUCAAGUCAGAAAACAGAAAGAAGAUGAAAAGAUGAAACAGACAGAAAUGAAAAAAGAAAGAAAAAGUCUAGAGCAGUUUAAUACUGAGAUCCUGGACCUGAAGACUAAAGCUGAGCAGGAACAACAUGAUAUAAACAUGAAAAGACAAGAGUUAGACUCAAUGCAAAAACAAAUCAAUAAAGAAAAAGAAAAACUACAAGAAAUCAAAAAGAAAGCCCUAACUGAAACAGCAACACUUGAGAUGAGAUCUGCUGAGAUAAACAAACAACAACAAAGUGUGGAUGAGAAUCUGAAAAAGAUGAUGGAGGAACGAGCAGAGCUUCAGAAAAGAUCUGAUUACCUUGAGCUUACAAUCACAAAACACAAAGAAAAUGAAGAGAUGAGUAAAAAAGCAAUGGAAGAAGAGAAGAAGCUUCUUGAGCAAAAGAGUGAUGAAAUCUCCAGACAAAGAGAUGAAUUAGAGAAGGACAAAGAGAACGUGAUGAAGAAGUGGAAUGAACUGGACAUUCUUCAGAAGAAAAUGCAGGAAGUCAAGGAUGAGAUACAGACUGAAAAGACUGACAUCAAUCAACAAAAGCAAAAACUGGAGGAGAGUUUAAGAGCCAUUAAUGAGGAAAGAAAUGAUCUGGAUCAGAUGAAGAUUGAAUUUGAAACAAACAGACAACAAAUGCAGGAGGAGAUAAGAGAGAAAUCACAGAUGGAGAGAGAGGAACUUGAUCAAAUAAAGAAUGAAUUAGAGAGAGAAAAGUUUCAAAUGCUUCAUGAACAGCAGAAAAUAGAUGAUUACAGAAGACUCAUUGAUCAGGAAAGAGAGGGAUUAGAAGUGGAAAGAUCGAAACUUCAGCAGAAAAUACAAGAAACUAAUCUUGAAAAACAAGAAACAGAAAAGAGCAAAGAAACAGUACAGAAGUUAAUAGAUGAAUUAGAAGAGAAGAGAAACAAUAUCAAACUCCAAGAAGAAGAAAUUAAGUUUGCGAGAGAAAUGAUCACAAAUGAGAAAGAUCUUCUGAUUCAAAGCAAGACUGAACUACAAAAGGAAAUUGAAGAAAUCAGGAACAAGGGGGAGGAAUUAAGGACAGAGAUGGAAAGACUGAAAGAAAUGGAAGCGCAUCUACAAAAAGACAAAAAGGAAAUCGAAAGUGUCAUUGAGGAAACAAGGAGAAGAAAAGAAGAUUUGGAAAAGAUGAGCACAGACAUAACUGAACAAAAACAGGAGUUCAUGAAUAGCAGAGAGCUUCUAGAACAAAAGAAAAAAGAAAUAAAUGAUAAAUGGACAGAGUUACAGCAGAGAAUUGAUGAAUUUGAGACUCAAGUCAGAAAACAGAAAGAAGAUGAAAAGAUGAAACAGACAGAAAUGAAACAACAAAGAAAAAGUCUAGAGCAGUUUAACACUGAGAUCCUGGACCUGAAGACUAAAACUGAGCAGGAACGACAUGAUAUAAACAUGAAAAGACAAGAGUUAGACUCAAUGCAAGAACAAAUUAAUAAAGAAAAUGAAAAACUACAAGAAAUCAAAAACAAAGUCUUCACUGAAACAGCAACACUUGAGAUGAGAUCUGCUGAGAUAAACAAACAACAACAAAGUGUGGAUGAGAAUCUGAGAAAGAUGAUGGAGGAACGAGCAGAGCUACAGAAAAGAUCUGAUGACCUUGAGCUUACAAUCACAAAACACAAAGAAAAUGAAGAGAUUAAUAAAAUAGCAAUAGAAGAAGAAAGGAAGCUUCUUGAGCAAAAGAGAGAUGAAAUCUCCAGACAAAGAGAUGAAUUAGAGAAGGACAAAGAGGACGUGAUGAUGAAGUGGAAUGAACUGGACAUUCUUCAGAAGAAAAUGCAGGAAGUCAAAGAUGAGUUACAGACUGAAAAGACUGAUAUCAAUCAACAAAAGCAAAAACUGGAGGAGAGUUUAAGAGCCAUGAAUGAGGAAAGAAAUGAUCUGGAUCAGAUGAAGAUUGAAUUUGAAACACACAGACAACAAAUGCAGGAGGAGAUAAGAGAGAAAUCACAGAAGGAGAGAGAGGAACUUGAUCAGAUGAAGAAUGAAUUAGAGAGAGAAAAGAUUCAAAUGCUUAAUGAACAGCAGAAAAUAGAUGAUUACAAACAGCUGAUUUAUCAGGAAAGAAUUGGAUUAGAAGUGGAAAGAUUGAAACUUGAGCAGAAAAUACAAGAAACUAAUCUAGAAAAACAUGAAAUUGAAAAGAGCAAAGAAACAUUACAGAAGUUUAUUGAUGAAUUAGAAGAGAAGAGAAACAAUAUCAAUCUCCAAGAAGAAGAAAUUGAGUUUGAGAGAGAAAAGAUCACAAAUGAGAAAGAUCUUCUGAUUCAAAGCAAGACUGAACUACAAAAAGAAAUUGAAGAAAUCAGGAACAAGGAGGAGGAAUUAAGGACAGAGAGAGAAAGACUGAAAGAAAUGGAAGCACAUCUACAAAAAGACAAAAAGGAAAUCGAAAGUGUCAUUGAGGAAACAAGGAGACGAAAAGAAGAUUUGGAAAAGAUGAGCACAGAUAUAACUGAACAAAAACAGGAGUUGAUGAAUAGCAGAGAGCUUCUAGAACAAGAGAGAAAAGAAAUAAAUGAUAAAUGGACAGAGUUACAGCAGAGAAUUGAUGAAUUCGAGACUCAAGUCAGAAAACAGAAAGAAGAUGAAAAGAUAAAACAGACAGAAAUAGAUGAAGAAAGAAAAUGUCUAGAGCAGUUUAACACUGAGAUCCUGGACCUGAAGACUAAAGCUGAGCAGGAACAACAUGAUAUAAACAUGAAAAGACAAGAGUUAGACUCAAUGCAAGAACAAAUUAAUAAAGAAAAAGAAAAAAUACAAGAAAUAAGAAAGAAAGCCCUGACUGACACAGCAACACUAGAGAUGAGAUCUGCUGAGAUAAACAAACAACAACAAAGUGUCGAUGAGAAUCUGAGAAAGAUGACGGAGGAACGAGCAGAGCUUCAGAAAAGAUCUGAUGACCUGGAGCUUACAAUCACAAAACUCAAAGAAAAUGAAGAGAUGAGUAAAAAAGCAAUGGAAGAAGAGAGGAAGCUUCUUGAGCAGAAGAGAGAUGAAAUCUCCAGACAAAGAGAUGAAUUAGAGAAGGAUAGAGAGGAUGUAAUGAAGAGGUGGAAUGAACUGGACAUUCUUCAGAAGAAAAUGCAGGAAGUUAAAGAUGAGUUACAGACCGAAAAGACUGAUAUCAAUCAACAAAAGCAAAAACUGGAGGAGAGUUUAAGAGCCAUGAAUGAGGAAAGAAAUGAUCUGGAUCAGAUGAAGAUUGAAUUUGAAACACACAGACAACAAAUGCAGGAGGAGAUAAGAGAGAAAUCACAGAAGGAAAGAGAGGAACUCGAUCAGAUGAAGAAUGAAAUAGAGAGAGAAAAGAUUGAAAUGCUUAAUGAACAGCAGAAAAUAGAUGAUUACAAACAGCUGAUUUAUCAGGAAAGAAUUGGAUUAGAAGUGGAAAGAUUGAAACUUGAGCAGAAAAUACAAGAAACUAAUCUAGAAAAACAUGAAAUUGAAAAGAGCAAAGAAACAUUACAGAAGUUUAUUGAUGAAUUAGAAGAGAAGAGAAACAAUAUCAAUCUCCAAGAAGAAGAAAUUAAGUUUGAGAGAGAAAAGAUCACGAAUGAGAAAGAUCUUCUGAUUCAAAGCAAGACUGAACUACAAAAGGAAAUUGAAGAAAUCAGGAACAAGGAGGAGGAAUUAAGAGCAGAGAGAGAAACACUGAAAGAAAUGGAAGCACAUCUACAAAAAGACAAAGAGGAAAUCGAAAGUGUCAUUGAAGAAACAAGAAGACGAAAAGAAGAUUUGGAAAAGAUGAGCAAAAGUGUGGAUGAGAAUCUGAGAAAGAUGACGGAGGAACGAGCAGAGCUACAGAAAAGAUUUGAUGACCUGGAGCUUACAAUCACAAAACUCAAAGAAAACGAAGAGAUGAGUAAAAAAGCAAUGGAAGAAGAGGGGAAGCUUCUUGAGCAGAAGAGUGAUGAAAUCUCCAGACAAAGAGAUGAAUUAGAGAAGGACAAAGAGGACGUGAUGAAGAAGUGGAAUGAACUGGACAUUCUUCAGAAGAAAAUGCAGGAAGUCAAAGAUGAGUUACAGACUGAAAAGACUGACAUCAAUCAACAAAAGCAAAAACUGGAGGAGAGUUUAAGAGCCAUGAAUGAGGAAAGAAAUGAUCUGGAUCAGAUGAAGAUUGAAUUUGAAACAAACAGACAACAAAUGCAGCAGGAAAUCAGAAAGAAAUCGCAGAUGGAGAGAGAGGAACUUGAUCAGAUAAAGAAUGAAUUAGAGAGAGAAAAGAUUCAAAUGUUUCAUGAACGGCAGAAAAUAGAUGAUUACAGAAGACUCAUUGAUCAGGAAAGAGAGGGAUUAGAAUUGGAAAGAUCGAAACUUGAGCAGAAAAUACAAGAAACUAAUCUAGAAAAACAUGAAAUUGAAAAGAGCAAAGAAACAGUACAGAAGUUAUUAGAUGAAGUAGAAGAGAACAGAAACAAUAUAAAUCUCAGAGAAGAAGAAAUUGAGUUUGAGAGAGAAAAGAUCACGAAUGAGAAAGAUCUUCUGAUUCAAAGCAAGACUGAACUACAAAAGGAGAUUGAAGAAAUCAGAAAGAAGGAGGAGGAAUUAAGGACAGAGAGAGAAACAAUGAAAGAAAUGGAAGAACAUCUACAAAAAGACAAAGAGGAAAUCGAGAGUGUCAUUGAGGAAACAAGGAGAAGAAAAGAAGAUUUGGAAAAGAUGAGCACAAACAUAACUGAACAAAAACAGGAGUUAAUGAAUAGCAGAGAGCUUCUAGAAAAAGAGAGAAAAGAAAUCAAUGAUAAAUGGACCGAGUUACAGCAGAAAAUUGAUCAAUUUGAGACUCAAGUCAGAAAACAGAAAGAAGAUGAAAAGAUGAAACAGACAGAAAUAGAUGAACAAAGAAAAAGUCUAGAGCAGUUUAACACUGAGAUCCUGGACCUGAAGACUAAAACUGAGCAGGAGCAACAUGAUAUAAACAUGAAAAGACAAGAGUUAGACUCAAUGCAAGAACAAAUUAAUAAAGAAAAAGAAAAACUACAAGAAAUCAAAAACAAAGUCUUCACUGAAACACUUGAGAUGAGAUCUGCUGAGAUAAACAAACAACAACAAAGUGUGGAUGAGAAUCUGAGAAAGAUGAUGGACGAACGAGCAGAGCUACAGAAAAGAUCUGAGGACCUGGAGCUUACAAUCACAAAACACAAAGAAAAUGAAGAGAUGAGUAAAAAAGCAAUGGAAGAAGAGAGGAAGCUUCUUGAGCAAAAGAGUGAUGAAAUCUCCAGACAAAGAGUUGAAUUAGAGAAGGACAAAGAGGACGUGAUGAAGAAGUGGAAUGAGCUGGACAUUCUUCAGAAGAAAAUGCAGGAAGUCAAAGAUGAGUUACAGACUGAAAAGACUGACAUCAAUCAACAAAAGCAAAAACUGGAGGAGAGUUUAAGAGCCAUUAAUGAAGAAAGAAGUGUUCUGGAUAAGAUGAAGAUUGAAUUUGAAACAAACAGACAACAAAUGCAGCAGGAGAUCAGAGAGAAAUCGCAGAUGGAGAAAGAGGAACUUGAUCAGAUGAAGAAUGAAUUAGAGAGAGAAAAGAUUCAAAUGCUUCAUGAACAGCAGAAAAUAAAUGAUUACAGAAGACUCAUUGAUCAGGAAAAAGAGAGAUUAGAAGUGGAAAGAUUAAAACUUCAGCAGAAAAUACAAGAAACUAAUCUAGAAAAACAAGAAACAGAAAAGAGCAAAGAAACAGUUCAGAAGUUAAUAGAUGAAGUAGAAGAGAAGAGAAACAAUAUCAAUCUCCAAGAAGAAGAAAUUAAAUUUGCGAGAGAAAUGAUCACAAAUGAGAAAGAUCUUCUGAUUCAAAGCAAGACUGAACUACAAAAGGAAAUUGAAGAAAUCAGGAACAAGGUGGAGGAAUUAAGGACAGAGAGGGAAAGACUGAAAGAAAUGGAAGCACAUCUACAAAAAGACAAAAAGGAAAUCGAAAGUGUCAUUGAGGAAACAAGGGGAAGAAAAGAAGAAUUGGAAAAGAUGAGCAAAAGUGUGGAUGAGAAUCUGAGAAAGAUGACGGAGGAAAGAGCAGAGCUACAGGAAAGAUCUGAUGACCUGGAGCUUACAAUCACAAAACUCAAAGAAAAUGAAGAGAUGCGUAAAAUAGCAAUGAAAGAAGAAAGGAAGCUUCUUGAGCAGAAGAGAGAUGAAAUCUCCAGACAAAGAGUUGAAUUAGAGAAGGACCAAGAGGAUGUGAUGAAGAAGUGGAAUGAACUGGACAUUCUUCAGAAGAAAAUGCAGGAAGUCAAAGAUGAGUUACAGACUGAAAAGACUGAUAUCAAUCAACAAAAGCAAAAACUGGAGGAGAAUUUAAGAGCCAUGAAGGAGGAAAGAAGUGAUCUGGAUAAGAUGAAGACUGAAUUUGAAACACACAGACAACAAAUGCAGGAGGAGAUCAGAUUAAAAUCAAAGAUGGAGAGAGAGGAACUUGAUCAGAUGAAGAAUGAAUUAGAGAGAGAAAAGAUUCAAAUGUUUCAUGAACGGCAGAAAAUAGAUGAUAACAGAAGACUCAUUGAUCAGGAAAAAGAGGGAUUAGAAGUGGAAAGAUCGAAACUUGAGCAGAAAAUACAAGAAACUGAUCUAGAAAAACAUGAAAUUGAAAAGAGCAAAGAAACAGUACAGAAGUUAAUAGAUGCAGUAGAAGAGAACAGAAACAAUAUAAAUCUCAGAGAAGAAGAAAUUGAGUUUGAGAGAGAAAAGAUCACGAAUGAGAAAAAUCUUCUGAUUCAAAGCAAGACUGAACUACAAAAGGAGAUUGAAGAAAUCAGAAACAAGGAGGAGGAAUUAAGGACAGAGAGAGAAACAAUGAAAGAAAUGGAAGAACAUCUACAAAAAGACAAAGAGGAAAUCGAGAGUGUCAUUGAGGAAACAAGAAGACAAAAAGAAGAUUUGGAAAAGAUGAGCACAGACAUAACUGAACAAAAACAGGAGUUAAUGAAUAGCAGAGAGCUUCUAGAAAAAGAGAGAAAAGAAAUAAAUGAUAAAUGGACAGAGUUACAGCAGAAAAUUGAUCAAUUUGAGACUCAAGUCAGAACACAGAAAGAAGAUGAAAAGAUGAAACAGACAGAAAUAGAUGAACAAAGAAAAAGUCUAGAGAAGUUUAAUACUGAGAUCCUGGACGUGAAGACUAAAGCUGAGCAGGAACAACAUGAUAUAAACAUGAAAAGACAAGAGUUAGAUUCAAUGCAAGAACAAAUUAAUAAAGAAAAAGAAAAACUACAAGAAAUCAAAAACAAAGUCUUCACUGAAACACUUGAGAUGAGAUCUGCUGAGAUAAACAAACAACAACAAAGUGUGGAUGAGAAUCUGAGAAAGAUGACGGAGGAACGAGCAGAGCUUCAGAAAAGAUCUGAUGACCUGGAGCUUACAAUCACAAAACACAAAGAAAAUGAAGAGAUGAGUAAAAAAGCAAUGGAGGAAGAGAAGAAGCUUCUUGAGCAGAAGAGAGAUGAAAUCUCCAGACAAAGAGAUGAAUUAGAGAAGGACAAAGAGAAUGUGAUGAAGAAGUGGAAUGAAAUGGACAUUCUUCAGAAGAAAAUGCAGGAAGUCAAAGAUGAGUUACAAACUGAAAAGACUGAUAUCAAUCAACAAAAGCAAAAACUAGAGGAGAGUGUAAGAGCCAUGAAGGAGGAAAGAAGUGAUCUGGAUCAGAUGAAGAUUGAAUUUGAAACACACCGACAACAAAUGCAGGAGGAGAUCAGAUUAAAAUCACAGAUGGAGAGGGAGGAACUUGAUCAGAUAAAAAAUGAUCUGGAAAGAGAAAAACAAGAAAACUAUAGGAAUAUGGACAUCUUAAAUAAAGUGAAAGAGGAGCUUGAACUAGAAGAUCAUAAGAGAAAAUAUGAGAUGGAACAGAAGAAUUUGAAUAUCAAGAAGGCUCUGGAAGAGAUAGAGACAGACAAAAAGAUGAUUGCUGAAAUGAAGGCACAACUUCAAAGUGAGAAAGAUGAACUUGUUCACAUCACAGAAGAAACAAAGAGGAAGAGAGCAGACCUGGAGAAAGAAUGGGCAUCAAUAGAGGCAGAGAGACAAACUUUGGAAGAAAAGAGCAAUAAAAUAUUGAGACAGAAAGAAGAAACAGAAAUGGAGAAAGAGAAAAUAUGGAGAAAGAAAGAUGAACUGGACAACUUCCAAGUAGAAAUCCUGAAACAGAAAGAAGAAAAUGAAAACAUGAAAAACAAUAUGAUGAAGGAGAAAUCUCUGCUUGAAGAGUUAAACAAUGAAUUAGAUAAUAAACAACAGAAAAUGAAUGAUGACAAGAAAGUGAUUCAACAAGAAAGAAAUGACCUUGAGAAGAUAAGAUCUGAAAUAAUGACUCAACAAGAGCAACUGAAAGAAGACUUCAGAGAGUCAAUAAAACAAGAGAGAUCAGAACUUGACCAGAAAAUCAAAGAGAUUGAUCGAGAACAGAGUGAAAUUCAAAAGAGCAAAGAAACAGUACAGAAGUUAAUGGAUGAGGUGGAAGAGCAGAGGAAAUAUAUAAAACUACAGCAAGAAGAAACUGAACUUGAGAGACAAAAUAUCACCAAUGAGAAAGAUCUUCUGGCUCAAAGAAAGACUGAACUGCAAAAAGACAGUGAACAAAUCAAGACAGAGAGAGAAACACUGAAAGAAAUGGAAGAACAUCUACAAAAGAACAAAGAUGAAAUCGAGAGUGUCAUUGAGGAAACAAGGAGACGAAAAGAAGAUUUAGAAAAGAUAAGCAAAGGUAUAACUGAACAAAAACAGGAGUUAAUGAAUAACAAAGAGCUUCUAGAAAAAGAGAGAAAAGAAAUAAAUGAUAAAUGGACAGAGUUACAGCAGAGAAUUGAUGAAUUUGAUACUCAAGUCAGAAAACAGAAAGAAGAUGAAAAGAUGAAACAGACAGAAAUGGAAGAAGAAAGAAAAAGUCUAGAGCAGUUUAACACUGAGAUCCUGAACCUGAAGACUAAAGCUGAGCAGGAACAACAUGAUAUAAACAUGAAAAGACAAGAGUUAGACUCAAUGCAAGAACAAAUUAAUAAAGAAAAUGAAAAACUACAGGAAAUCAAAAACAAAGUCCUGACUGAAACAGCAACACUUGAGACGCGAUCUGCUGAGAUAAACAAACAACAACAAAGUGUGGAUGAGAAUCUGAGAAAGAUGAUGGAGGAGAGAAAUGAACUUGAAAUGAGGAAGAAAGAAACCAAGGACAUUGAAAGUGAAAGGACUGAAGUACAAAGAAGAAUUGAUGACCUGGAGUUUACAAUCACAAAACCCAAAGAAAAUGAAGAGAUGAGUAAAAUAGCAAUGGAAGAAGAGAGGAAGCUUCUUAAGCAGAAGAGAGAUGAAAUCUCCAGACAAAGAGAUGAAUUAGAGAAGGAUAGAGAGGAUGUAAUGAAGAGGUGGAAUGAACUGGACAUUCUUCAGAAGAAAAUGCAGGAAGUUAAAGAUGAGUUACAGACCGAAAAGACUGAUAUCAAUCAACAAAAGCAAAAACUGGAGGAGAGUUUAAGAGCCAUGAAUGAGGAAAGAAGCUAUUUGGAUGAGAUCAAGAUUGAAUUUGAAAUACACAGAAAAGAAACGGAGGAGGAAAUCAGAGUGAAAACAAAGAUGGAGAGGGAGGAACUUAAUGAAAUGAUGGCCAAAAUAUGGAAGGAACAACAAGAAACUGAAAGGAGCAAGAACAUGAUUGACAACCUAACCAAGGAAAUACAGCAAACAAGGGCAGAACUAAAUGCCCAAGAGGAGGAGAUCAAACUUGCAAAGCAAACAGUGCAGAAUGAAAGGAUAGAUAUAGAGCGAUUCAAAGCUGAACUCAUAAAAGAGGCUGAAGAAAUAAAGACCAUCAAAGAGCAGGCCAUGAAAAAUAAAGAGAAAGCUCAGAUAUUGGCUCAAGAACAUGAAAAAGAUAAAGAAGAGUUUGAAAAAUUAAAAGAGGGUGUUCAAUACCAACCAAAAGAAAUGGUCUCUCAAAGAGAACAGAUACAGCGAGAAAGAGAUGAAAUUACCAAACACCUGUUUGAGAUUCAAAGAGAAAAGGAGGAGCUUGAAAUAAACAAAAGGAUCUUGGAAAGUCAGAGAGAGGCUCUAGAAAAGAUCGACAGUAAACCACCGAUAAAGGAAAUAGAAGUCAACUUAGUUAGUUCUGCUACACAAACAUUACUAUCUGAUGUAGAAGAGAUAGGAGACAUUGAACUGGACAAAGAAAGGACUGAUCUCCAGAAAGAGACUAAGAAAAUGAGAGAAGAAAUAGACAAAGAGAAGAAAUAUCUAGAAGAACAUAAAGCAGCUCUGGUGAAACAACAUGAGGAGAUGGAGAUAUGCAGACAAAAUAUAGAAAAUGAUAAAUCUGAGUUAGAAAUAACCAAAGAAAAGAUGGAGAACGAGUUGAAAAGAUUUGAAAUUGAGACAAAGAGCAAACAGGAGAGAAUAAAGGAUAUGGAAGUAAAACUUCAAGAAAAGACAAUAGAAAUGAGAAUUGUCUCAGAUGAAACAGAAAGAAAAAGAGAGGAGUUGUAUUUCAUAAAUACAGAGAUAAAAAGAAAAAAAGAAGAGACACAACAAAUGGCAAAACAUGAGUUUGGUGAAACAAGCACUGACACAGUUGAAGAACCAGAGGAGGGUGAAAAAGGACAAGAGUUGCAAAAGCUUGACAUGGAGGAACUACAGAACCAGACAGAGGCUUUGCAGAAGGUAAAAUAUGACGUUGAUAAAGUACAUGCUGAAUUGGGGAUCCAUCAGGCAAAGCUGGAUUUAGAAAGGGCUGAACUAAGUCAAACGAGAGCUGAUCUGGCGACACAAACAGAGAAGUUAGAGCUUAUUCAACAAGCCAUACACACAGAAAAAGAGAAGCAGAAAUCAGGUUUAAGGGAAGAAGAGGACACAAAAAGCAUUUUGGAAAUGGUCAUGAAAGAAAAGGAAAGGGUGGAAGAAAUAGCAGCCCAACUUUCCAAAGAACAGAAAGAGUUUACAAACAUUAUGGAGGAGACAUAUCAAUGGAUAGAUAAGAUCAAACUGGUUGAUCAGGAUAUUAAAACCAAGCGAGAAGAAAUUGAAUACCUUAAAAAUCUGACACAGGAGGAGCUGGAUGAACUACAGAUCAAGAAAGAAGAAAUUGGCAAAAUGGGAAAGAAAAUGUACAUUGAAAGUUUAGAAAUACGGAGAGAACGAAAUGAAUUGGAACAAAUGAAAGCAGAAUUAUGGAAAGGGGAACAGUUUACACAGAGAGAAACAAAGACACAGCAAACUGAUGCAGAAGUCCAGUAUACUGAACCUCAGGAUUUGCAAAAGAGAGAAAGAGAGGAAAUAGAGAGGAUGAAUGCAGACCUUGAGAACAAGCAGAGAGAAAUUGAGACCAUGAAAGAAUUGAUAACAAGAGAGAAAAAUGAGCUGGAAUAUAAACGAGCUGAAAUGGUUGAAGAAACGCUGAAGACUGAAACAAUUCUUAGUGAAACCAGGAGACUGAAAGAAGACUUGGAAAAGAUGAAUACUGAUUUAAUCAGAAAAAACACAGAGCUGGAAAACAACUGCCAACUACUAGAAAGAGAAAAGACAGAAGCGGACAAUAGAUUGUUUGUGUUACAGGAUGUGAUAAAUGAACUCCAAAUUAAGUUAAAGGAUGUAGAAGAUCUUGACAAGUCCAAGAUGGAGGAGAGGGAUGCAGAAAGGAAGAGUCUGGAGAAAGCCAAGGAUGAAAUAUCUAAAGAGCGAGCAAAAAUUGAUCGAGAAAGUCAAGUUUUGGGAAUGAGAAGAGAUGAGCUGCUGCACAUUGAACAAGAAAUUCAAAAUCAGACACAAAUCCUGGAAGAACUGAAGAAUAAAGUGACUAUGGAAAAGAGUGCACAAGAGAGGGCUGAAAUAUAUAAACAAACACAACAAUCGGAAGACAUCUUGAAAGAUGAAAGAGAAGAGAUUGUAUAUCUGAAAGAUCAAUUACUGAAAGAGAAAGAGGAUGUUGAAACCAUGAAAGAGAGAAUUAAUAGAGAGAUGGAGCAUGUGGAAAAGAUUCGGUCCCAGUUAGAUGAAAGAAAAGAAGAGAUUGAGUUUAAAGAAGAACAACUGGACGACAAGAGAAAUGAGCUCAAACGAAAAGAAAUGGAGAUUGAAGAAAAAAUGGAGGAGUUACGAAAAGAGAGAGACAUCUUAAGUGCCAUAGCAAUUCAACAGCAAAAAGAAAGAGAAGAUAUUUAUUUAGUAGCAGAAGACAACAAAAGAAAACAAGCUGAGGUACAAAAACAGCUGCAGGAUGUAGAAAACACCAAGAUCAAGCUGGAAAAAGAGAAGGAUGAGAUUGAUGAGAUGAAGACAGAGAUACAAUUCAAAAGAGAGGAAUUAGAAGAAAUAAUCAAAAAGUUUAAAAUCAAAGAGAACAACAUGCAAACAGAAAGAGAAGUUUUGGAGCAGGCAAAUUUUGAGUUAAUAAGGCAAACCACGGAAAUGAAAAAUGAGAAAGAAGAUUUACGACUCCAGAGAGAGAAAAUAACAAUCUGGGAAGCAGAAGUACAGAAACAGAAGGAUGAGACAGAAGAGCUAAAGAAAGCCACAGAAAGAGAGAGAAGUGAGCUCCAGAGGGAAAUACAACAACAAAAACAUGAUAAGGAAAGCAUUUGGGAAAAGACAGAGGUGCAGGCUGUUGAGAAACUUCGAAAAGAAAUUGAAGAACAGAGGAAAGAAAUUGCAAAUAUUCAAGAAAGACUUACAAUGGAAAAACACGAACAGGAUCAAAUAAAAACCGAGUUACAGUUAGAGAAACAAAGAGUUGAUGAAGAUAAGCAGAUGCUGAAGCAGCUCAUGAAUGAAACAGAAAAUAAAAUAUCCCAGUUAAACAGAGACAUAGAGAAGAUUAAGGCCGACAAACAAAAUAUUGAAGAUAAAAGAUCUUCCUUGGAAGAGCUUAAAGCUGAUUUACAAAGAGAGGCUGCCAACAUUGAAAUGCUUAAGGAGGAAAUAAAGAUAGAAAAGCUGAAAACAGAGCAAAUCAGUAAAGACAAAGAGGAGAAGAUGUUGGAGGACAUGAGAAGAAAAGAAGAAGAGCUCAGCACCAUGCAAGCUGAAACUGAAAGGCAGAGAACGGUGGUGGAGUCUGAGUUAUUGCUACUUCAAACACAAAAAGACGACUUGGAAAAGAGCAAAACACAGAACGAGAUUCUAAGAGAGAAUCUUGAAAAACAAAAGGUGAAGAAUGACUUUACAAUGCAAAAAGAGAGACAGGCACUGGAACAAAUGAUGUCUGAUGUGGCAGAGCAGAGAGACACGGUGGAAAGAACAUUGAAUGAAAUAAGAUGUAAAGAAACUGAACUGAAAAACAAAGAAAUAGAACUUGACACACAGCAGAAAGACGUGGAUAAUAUAAGAAACACAGUCAUGGCUGAGAAAAUGCUACUGGAAGAGAGACAAAAUGCUUUGGAUCAACAGCAGCUAGAGGUUGAUCGACUGACUGAUGAAAACAGAACCAUAAAAACUGAUCUGGAACGACAGAGACAACAACUACAAGAGAGCAUCAAGGAGUUUGAAUGCAAACAGAUUGAAGAAACCAAGACAGACAAGGAACAUGUAGAAUUGGCACAACAUUUUGAAAUGGAAAGAGAAGAUAGUCUAAGUAAAGAAAUCCAGAGACGUAAGGAGGAACUGCAAACACUAAACGCUGAGAUAGAAAAGUCCAAACAAGAAGUGGAAUUCAACAAAAAGAUGAUUGAAAAAGAAAUGCAAAAUCUGGAGCAGAAGAGAGCGGAUUUAUUGACAGAGCUUGAUGAACUCGAAUUCAAGAUCGAUACAAAGAGAAAAGAGGUAGAAAGUACAAUGACGGAGGGAGGAAAGAUGAAAGCCACUUUACCAACAGUCAGAGAUGACACUGAAGCAGUGAGCCAGAGAGAAGCUGAACUCGAAUUGCAGAUUGAUCUACAAAAACAAAGAGAUGAAUUACAUGAACUGAGAAACAAACUUGAUGCAGAGAAGUACCAGCUUGAAAAAAGAAAAGUCUUGUUAGAUCAACAGCAACAUGAGGCGGAAGACAUCAUGGAAGUUAUAAAACGAGACAAAGAGAUGCUUGAAAAAGAUAAGUCUGAGCUCGAUCAAAACAGACAAAUCCUGAAUGAAAACAUGCGAAGAGAACGAGCAGAACUCAAAAUGCUUAAAGAUGACAUACAAAAAGACAAAGAGGAGAGUGAACACAGCAAGCAGAUCAUUGAACAUCGUAUCCUAAAAGACAGAGAUGAUUUAAAUGUGCUGAAGGAGGAGACGGAGUUCAGCAAACAGAGCGUACAACAGAAGAGAAGUUUGCUGCAACAAGACAAAGAAAAAGUAGAUCUGGAAGGAGAAAAAAUUAAAACAAAGCUGGAAAUAGAGAUUUCGGAGUACAAAACAGAAUUAAAAACUCUGGAGGAGCAAACAAACAGAAAGAUAUCAGAACUGAAGAUGUUAAACAAGAAAAUUCAAGAAAAGAGACGGGAGGCAGAAUUGAAACCCCUAACAUCAGGUGACACGUCAGAGAGAGAUGCUGAUGUCCUGACAGACAAAGAUCUGGUAGAGGAACCGAAGACAGAUGAAUCUCAGAUGUAUCAACAGCGACUGAAAAAGACCAUAAUAAAACAUGCUGAAACACAAACAAGUUUUGAGGACUUCGAUAAAAUAAAGACAAUAAUGGAGGAUGAUGAAAGAAACUGGAAGGUGAGAGAGGAACAUUCAACAGAUGAGACUGAAAGGAAGACAGAAGAUGUUGAGACUAGGAUUGAAGACAUGUUUGAGAGGUCAAGAGAUAAACUUACACAAGACAAAGAGGGACUUUCAAACAUUUCGGAUGAAAUGCAGACUAUUAAGGAAACAUUCCAGAAACGGACAGAAGGACUGGAGAAGACAAUACAAACAAUGAAAACAGAAAAGGAGAAGGUCGAGGCUCAAAAUCAAGUGCUUCAACAAAAACUAAAUGAACUACUAGAAGAGGCACACAAGCUUCAAAGUGUAAAGAAAAUUGAGGAAACCACAGAAAUCAUACACAAAACAUCUUCUCAAGUACAAGACACUAAGGACACGUCAGACAUGGAAAAGGCAGAUGUGGAACUGACCGGCAAAUCUAUGGCGAAAACAGAAAGAGUUACCCAAUCGAAUGCGGCGACACAAACGUCUACAUCAGAUCACACCCAACAGGAAGCUCCACAACAGACACAACACGAGCAAGAUGAGAAGAGCCUUCUUGAGCUUGAGGAAGCAAAGGCAGACCUGCAGACAAUAAGGGCUGAGUGUAGAGCUGCUAAAGAAGCAAAGCUAGAGAUCAUGGAGAGCAUUGAGAAGCGGAGGAAGAGUCUGGAGAUGGUUUACACCGAGCUCCUGAGACUUCGAGAGGAGACGGAGCAUCUGACACAAACAUGUCAAAAUAAAAGAAGUGAACUGCAGGACAUACAAAAAGAGAUGGAGACUCAACUGGAUACAGAUAUACAAAGCCAAGAUGAAUUCAAAAUAGCAAGCCAGAUAGAGAAACAAGACGCAUGCGUGCAGUAUGACACAAAGGAUAUGGAGACUACUGAAUUUGUUAUUGGACUUACUGAAGACAUUAAGCAAAAGAGAAGUCAAGAGACACAAACUGAAGACCAGGCUUUUACAGAACUUACACAAGACAGAUAUGUUAUACCAAGCUACAAAGAGAUAGAAUCAAUGAAAAGGAGAAUACAAGAGAUGAAAGCGGAACUAGAGAACAGAUUAAAAUACAUCCAGAGGAACGAACUGGAAAGGCUCGGCAUACAAAGAGAAAAAAUUGAACUCGAACUAAAAAAAGCAGAGAUUGAGAGAUAUAACGAAGCUCUCCAGCAUGAAACCGAGACUGAACGGCUGAAAAUCAUGGAAAGAGAGAAGGAAAUACUUCUGUUAAGGGAAUGUUUGCUAAUUGAAAUAAAUCAGAUGAGGAUUGAUGGGACAGCAACGAGUACACAGCACUUGGAGAGGAUGGAGCGUCUUAUUGAUGAUGCAGCUUUGAGGGUGGACAGAUUAAGACGGGUAACGGAUCGAGCCGUGCAAACAUUAAUACUGGAGGGAGAUGGAGAACAGAUUGGAAGUGAGCUUCAUAGGGAAAUACAACAACCAAAACAUGAGAAGGAAAGCAUUUGGGAAAAGACAAGGCCUGAGGUGCAGGCUGUUGAGAAACAUCAAAAAGAAAUCGAAGAACAGAGGAAAGAAAUUGCACAUAUUCAAGAAAGACUUACAAUGGAAAAACACGAACAGGAUCAAAUAAAAAUCGAGUUACAGUUAGAGAAACAAAGAGUUGAUGAAGAUAAGCAGAUGCUGAAGCAGCUCAUGAAUGAAACAGAAAAUAAAAUAUCCCAGUUACACAGAGACAUAGAGAAGGUUAAGGCCGACAAACAAAAUAUUGAAGAUAAAAGAUCUUCUCUGGAAGAGUUUGAAGCUGAUUUACAAAGAGAGGCUGCCAACAUUGAAAAGCUUAAGGAGGAAAUAAAGAUAGAAAAGCUGAAAACAGAGCAAAUCAGUAAAGACAAAGAGGAGAAGAUGUUGGAGGACAUGAGAAGAAAAGAAGAAGAGCUCAGCACCAUGCAAGCUGAAACUGAAAGGCAAAGAAUGAUGGUGGAGUCUGAGUUGUUGCUACUUCAAACACAAAAAGAUGACUUGGAAAAGAGCAAAACAGCGAAUGAGAUUCUAAGAGAGAAUCUUGAAAAACAAAAGGUGAAGAAUGACUUUACAAUGCAAAAAGAGAGACAGGCACUGGAACAAAUGAUGUCUGAUGUGGCAGAGCAGAGAGACAAGGUGGAAAGAACAUUGAAUGAAAUAAGGUGUAAAGAAACUGAACUGCAAAACAAAGAAAUAAAACUUGACACACAGCAGAAAGACGUGGAUAAUAUCAGAAACACAGUCAUGGCUGAGAAAAUGCUACUGGAAAAGAGACAAAAUGCUUUGGAUCAACAGCAGCGAGAGGUUGAUCGACUGACUGAUGAAAACAGGAACAUAAAAACUGAUCUGGAACGACAGAGACAACAACUACAAGAGAGCAUCAAGGAGUUUGAAUCCAAAAAGGAUGAAACCGUGAACAGACUGCAACAGAUUGAAGAAACCAAGAUGGACAAGGAAUGUGUGGAAUUGGCACAACAUUUUGAAAUGGAAAGAGAAGAUAUUCUAAGUAAAGAAAUCCAGAGACGUAAGGAGGAACUGCAAACACUAAACGCUGAGAUAGAAAAGUCCAAACAUGAAGUGGAAUUCAACAAAAAGAUGAUUGAAAAAGAAAUGCAAAAUCUGGAGCAUAAGAAAGCAGAUUUAUUGACAGAGCUUGAUGAACUCGAAUUCAAGAUCGACAGAAAGAGAAAAGAGGUAGAAAGUACAAUGACGGAGGGAGAAAAGAUGAAAGCCACUUCACAAACAGUCAGAGACGACACUGAAGCAGUGAGACAGAGAGAAGCUGAACUCGAAGCAGACUUGAAACCCUUAGCAGCAGGUGACACGUCAGAGAGAGAUACUGAUGUCCUGACAGACAAAGAUCUGGUAGAGGAACCGAAGACAGAUGUAUCUCAGAUGUAUCAACAAGGACUGAUAAAGACCAUGUUAAAACAUGCUGAAACACAAACAAGUUUUGAGGACUUCGAUAAAAUAAAGACAAUAAUGGAGGAUGAUGAAAGAAACUGGAAGGUGAGAGAGGAACAUUCAACAGAUGAGACUGAAAGAAAGACAGAAGAUGUUGAGACUAGGAUGGAAGACAUGUUUGACAGGUCAAGAGAUGAACUUACACAAGACAAAGAGGCACUUUCAAACAUUUCAGAUGAAAUGGAGACUAUUAAGGAAACAUUCCAGAAACGGAUAGAAGAACUGGAGAAGACAAUACAAACAAUGAAAACAGAAAAGGAGAAGGUCGAGGCUCAAAAUCAAGUGCUUCAACAAAAACUAAAUGAACUACUAAAAGAGGCACACAAGCUUCAAAGAGUGAAGAAAAUCGAGGAAACCACAGAAAUCAUACACAAAACAUCUUCUCAAGUACAAGACAGUAAGGACACGUCAGACAUGGAAAAGACAGAUGUUGACAGCAGUCUGGAACUGACCGGCAAAUCCAUGGCGAAAACAGAAAGAGUUACCCAAUCGAAUGCAGCGACACAAACUUCUACAUCAGAUCACACCCAGCAGGAAGCACCACAACAGACACAACACAAGCAAGAUGAGGUGAGCCUUCUUGAGCUUGAGGAUGCAAAGGCAAACCUACAGACAAUAAGGGCUGAAUGUAGAGCUGCUGAAAAAGCAAAGUUAGAGAUCAUGGAGAGCAUUGAGAAGCGGAGGAAGAGUCUGGAGUUGGUUUACACCGAGCUCCUGAGACUUCGAGAGGAGACGGAGCAUCUGACACAAACAUGUCAACAUAAAAGAAGUGAACUGCAGGACAUACAAAAAGAAGAGAUGAAGACUCAACUGACAAAGGAUAUGGCAACUACUGAAUUUGUUAUAGGACUUACUGAAGACAUUAAGCAAAAAAGAAGUCAAGAGACACAAACUGAAGACCAGGCUUUUACAGAGCUUACACCAGAUAGAGAUGUUCUACCAAGCAACAAAGAAAUAGAUUCAAUGAAAAGGAGAAUACAAGAGAUGAAAGCGGACCUAGAGAUCAGAUUAAAAGACAUCCAGAGGAAUGAACUGGAAAGGCUCGGCAUACAAAGAGAAAAAAUUGAACUCGAACUAAAAAAAGCAGAGAUUGAGAGAUAUAACGAAGCUCUCCAGCAUGAAACUGAGACUGAAAGACUGAAAAUCCUGGAAAGAGAGAAGGAAAUCCUUCUGUUAAGGGAAUGUUUGCUAAUUGAAAUAAAUCAGAUGAGGAUGGAAGGGACAGCAAUGAGUACACAGCACUUGGAGAGGAUGGAGCGUCUUAUUGAUGAUGCAGCUUUGAGGGUGGACAGAUUGAGACGGGUAACGAAUCGAGCCGUGCAAACAUUAAUACUGGAGGGAGAUGAAGAACAGAUUGGAGGAGCUCAGAGAGAGACAUUUCAGCAAGUUCCUCUGGACGUCCGGGUCGAGGAUAGACAGGAAGGACGGGGCGCAGAAGCCCCAAUUCUAGAACCAGACGCUGGGAGAGGUUCACGGAGGAGGGGACUAAUGCACUGGAUCAGACGACGAUGCAGUUCCUGCUGUCCCAGAAGUCCUAGAGACACUGAGGAGGAUAAGCGGGACAUUUUAUAAGUGGCUUUGUUUACACACAGUAGGCUAUAAGCAAUCAUCUGAGUUUGAUUAAACUAACUAAACCAGUUGCAGUUAGCAUUAUUUGUUACAUAUGAUGUUGAAGAUAAACAUAACAUUUUGGCAAAAAAGAUAAGAGAACAGUGAUACUGCACAGCAUAUUGCAUAUUUAGUCAGUUUUUGCACCAAAUGACUUGUUGUUACUUAUAUCAUGAUGUUUUUCAUAGUUCAUACUAAACAAAAGAUGAGAGCUUUGCAUUUUCAAAACACUUCACAAAUAUUUGCAUAAACCAUAAUAUACUAAACUAAUAACUAAAUGCAUAUUUCAUGAACACAUGCAUUUAUAUGAAUACAU